Symbiodinium necroappetens is the source of this 243-nucleotide messenger RNA. The record is from the annotation of a GenBank genome assembly. Lineage: Eukaryota; Dinophyceae; Suessiales; Symbiodiniaceae.
AUGAUACAGCGCUACGCUGCACAAGAUCCAAUGGAUGAAAUCCGAAAAGCAUUUGAGCUCUUUGAUGAAGAUAGGCGUGGGAGGAUAUCGUUCAGGAACUUGAAGCGCAUCGCCCGGGAGCUGGGAGAGAAGUUGACCGACGAGGAACUUCGGGGCAUGAUCGAUGAGUUUGACUUGGAUCAAGACGGGGACAUCAAUGAAGAGGAGUUCAUCAGCAUAAUGAAGCAGACAUCCCUGUACUAG